AAACUUCAAAAUCUGAGGUUCAAACAGAAAGUAUGGUUAUAAAGUUUCAGAUUAUAAUUUUUGUCGAAUUUUAAGCACCGUUUCUGAAUACAAACCAAAUCUAAUGAGAAAAUAUCCUUUUAUCCCACUCUGAUAUGGCAUACUGUGUUUUAUCUAAUAGUAGACAACUCAAAAGAUUAUGUCAAAAACUAAAGUUGCACAAUUACGGGCAAUUUUCAAUUUUUAAUUCAGUACUGAACGAUUUGAGAGUUUUGUGUGAAAAACCUCCUAAAGGUUUUGAAAAAUACUUCAAACCUGGAGGAAGCAAGCCAGAGGUUAAAGAAAAUAAAGAAAUUAAAGCAAAAGAAAAGGAUGGCAAAAGUGAAUCCAAAGAUUCCAAAGACACUAAAGUAAACCCUAAGCCAUCUACUUCUAGUGGUUCACAAAGUAGUAAACCAUAUGAACAAUGGGGAUUUGGUUUAUUUGGAGGAACGGGAAAUAGGGGAAGUGGAGGUAAACCAUUUGGGGAGAAUGAAAGGGACAAGUGGUUCAUGCUUGGAACAGCAACAGCUUUAGCAUUUUUAGCUGCUAUAACACUAUGGGAGAUGGGAUAUAAAGAAAUUGGUUGGAAAGAAUUUGUGAAGACAUAUUUGGCUAAAGGUGUGGUUGAAAAGUUGGAAGUGGUCAAUAAGAAAUGGGUCCGAGUCAAACUUCUGCCAGGAAAUCAUGUCGAUGGAGCAAAUGUCUUGUGGUUCAACAUCGGGAGUGUGGACUCUUUUGAAAGGAACCUCGAAAAUGCUCAAAUUGAUUUGAAUCUGGAACCGGAAAACUUUGUGCCAGUAAUUUAUAAAGCAGAAAUGGAAGCCGCUAGUUUGACUGGUGUUUUACCGACAAUCCUGGUAAUAGGAUUUUUGAUAUACAUGAUGAGACGAUCAGCCGAAAUGAUGGGUGGUAGACGAGGCAAAAGAGGAGGUGGACUUUUCGGAGGCGUUAUGGAAAGUACCGCCAAAAUGAUAAAUCCAAGUGAAGUUGGAGUUAAAUUCAAGGAUGUUGCUGGAUGUGAAGAAGCUAAAAUCGAAAUUAUGGAGUUCGUCAAUUUUCUGAAGAACCCCCAGCAAUAUAUCGAUCUAGGAGCUAAAAUACCUAAAGGAGCUAUGCUUACAGGUCCUCCCGGAACAGGUAAAACUCUACUAGCCAAAGCUACUGCAGGAGAAGCACAUGUUCCAUUUUUAUCAGUAUCAGGUUCAGAAUUUUUGGAGAUGUUUGUAGGUGUUGGUCCUUCUAGGGUGAGGGACUUAUUCUCAAUGGCGAGAAAGAACGCACCUUGUAUCUUGUUUAUAGAUGAAAUAGACGCUGUUGGUCGAAAGAGAGGUGGAAGAAGUUUUGGCGGACAUUCAGAGCAAGAAAACACGCUGAAUCAACUUUUAGUCGAAAUGGAUGGUUUUAACACCACCACAAAUGUUGUAGUUCUUGCUGCAACAAACCGUGUUGACAUCUUGGACAAGGCUCUUUUGAGACCUGGUCGAUUCGAUAGGCAAAUAUUCGUUCCUGCUCCCGACAUAAAGGGUAGAGCUAGUAUUUUCAAGGUUCAUUUGGAACCGUUGAAAACCAAUUUGAAUAAAAAUGAUCUCGCUAGGAAAAUGGCAGCACUUACUCCAGGCUUCACUGGAGCUGAUAUCGCAAAUGUAUGCAACGAAGCUGCUUUGAUUGCAGCAAGAGAUUUAAACGAAUCAAUAAAUAUGAAAAAUUUCGAACAGGCUAUUGAAAGAGUUGUCGCUGGUAUGGAGAAGAAAACCAAUGUUCUUUCACCUGAGGAAAAGAAAACGGUGGCAUAUCAUGAGGCCGGACAUGCUGUUGCAGGUUGGUUUUUGGAACAUGCAGAUCCUCUUCUAAAAGUAUCUAUUAUACCGCGUGGAAAAGGAUUGGGAUAUGCCCAGUAUUUACCCAAAGAUCAAUACCUAUACACUAAAGAACAACUUUUUGAUAGAAUGUGUAUGACCUUAGGAGGACGAGUAUCUGAAGAGCUUUUCUUCAAGAGGAUCACAACAGGGGCUCAAGACGAUUUGCAAAAAGUAACACAAAGUGCCUAUGCUCAGAUAGUACAUUAUGGAAUGAACAGUAAAGUUGGCAAUGUUAGUUUUGAAAUGCCUAGGCAAGGAGAUAUGCAAUUUGAGAAACUCUAUUCCGAGAGCACCGCUCAACUCAUAGAUGCAGAAGUAAGGAUAUUAAUAGCAAAUGCCCAUAAAAGAACGACAGAAUUACUGACAAAACAUAAAGAUUUAGUUGCCAAAGUUGCAGAAAGAUUACUUCAACGUGAAAUCAUAAGCAGAGAUGACAUGAUUGAAUUAUUAGGUAAAAGACCAUUCCCAGAAAAAUCAACCUAUGAAGAAUUUGUGGAGGGUACAGGAUCAUUUGAAGAGGAUACUACUUUACCUGAGGGUCUCAAAGACUGGAAUAAAUCAAAAGAAAAGAAGGAAGGGCCAGCUGUUAGUGCUGGUGUAUGAAAUUUUUUAUGUAUUAAAUGUAUAAUUGAAUGAAAUGAUGUAGUUCUGGAAAGUUUGUUCACAUUCAUAAUCCUUUCAAGUUUUGUCUGAAUUUGACUGCUUAUGUUUAUAAAUAAAAUUGUUUUUUUUUUUAUAAA
Molecule: messenger RNA, 2620 nt
Organism: Harmonia axyridis
Lineage: Eukaryota; Metazoa; Arthropoda; Insecta; Coleoptera; Coccinellidae
Product: AFG3-like protein 2
Exons: 7
Coding region: 135-2483 (782 amino acids)
Biological process (GO): mitochondrial protein processing; protein-containing complex assembly
Cellular component (GO): m-AAA complex; membrane
Molecular function (GO): metalloendopeptidase activity; ATP hydrolysis activity; ATP binding
Source: RefSeq, a predicted model, not a curated record